Vespa mandarinia (Asian giant hornet) is the source of this 1400-nucleotide messenger RNA. RefSeq lists its product as uncharacterized. The record is from RefSeq and is a predicted model, not a curated record. Lineage: Eukaryota; Metazoa; Arthropoda; Insecta; Hymenoptera; Vespidae.
CACAAUACGUGUACGUAACACUAUUUAAGUCGAUCAAUUUAUGAAUUAUCAUAAUAAUGAUGAUCCUUUUUUUUUUCUGAAUAAACGCACGAGUCUUUACACUGCCUGAUCAAUCACAUUCCCUCCCCCCUCCCAUUCUCCCAUCCUCCCAUCCCUCACCCCACACUUCCCUGGCAUCAUAAAUGGAAAAGCAUUGAUUUCUGAAGAUAAUUAAAUAAGUAUAGGGUACAGACGUACGCAUAUAAGAAAGGAAUUACAAAUGUUAUAUAUUUGUUUUCUUAUAACGGUCUUCGCCUGUCAUCAUGAAGCGUCAACAAAUCACUUUGGAUCUUUCAAAUAUGGUGUACACAGCUUUCUCCUAUUUGGCAUUAGCCGGAGCAGUCUGGAUUUUCUUGAGACUACUUCAGGCAUGCUUUUGGCUUCCUCGGCAUUUGAAGAAACAAAACGACGUGCAACAAAUGUUGCAGGAGAAGGUGGACAGUUACGAAAAAUAUAUACUCGAAUGCGAAGAGAAGGAGAAGACGAUGAUAUUGGACGGAGAGAGUACGGAAGAGCAAAAUGUCGACAUUACAAAGAAAUGGUUGGAACGUAGAGAAUGUUUGGAAAUGUUGAAGCAAGAAUUGAAGAAAAUAGAAAAUGGCGAUGAGAUAAAUUAUGAAGAUUAUCUUUCGGAAUUAGAUGAGGAGGUGAAGGAGGAAAUGAAUGAGAAGGAGAUGAAGAAGGAUAAGGAAGAUGGUAAGGGAAAAAAAUGUGAGAAGGAAGAGGAAGCGAUGAUGACGGAAAUAGGAGAGGUAAAAAUCUCUGAGAAGGGAAAAAAACGUAACGAUAAGAAAUCGUCGGGCAUACAUGACGAUGCAUCGUUGAAAAUGUCCGAAGAUAUGAAUUUAUUGAUCGGUAAAAAAGAAAAUGAAGAGAAAGAGGAAAAGAUGAUAAAGAAAGACAAAUAAUAUAUAUAUAUAUAUAUAUAUAUAUAUAUAUAUAUAUAUAUAUUUCUUUAUCCUUUUAUCUUCAUUCGACUAUUUUUGAUCUUGUGAUUUUAAUUAUUUGUUUAUUUUUUUUUUUUUGAGAAUUUCUUUUGCAUUCUCUCUCUCUCUCUCUCUCUUUUUUUUUAUCAUAUAAAUCUUUCGUAUUUCAGCACAAAAGGAAGAGGUUUCUUCGACCUUACGUUUCCUUAUUUUUUUUUCUUUUUUUUUUUUUUUUAAUAUUUUCCUUCAUAAAAUAAAUUAUUUUAUAAAAUUUUAACGAAGUAACGACUUUUGAAAUAUCAUCGUAGCAAUAAUUCGUAAUCUCAAUAACUCUCUUUUUCUGUUUCUUCUCUUUCUCCGUUUCUUUUUCUUUCUGCUCAUUCUCUGUCAUGACGGCCAUUUAGUCGAUUUAUCAAGAAAAAUGUAUUUUUUAUA